AUGUAUGUUGUAGCUUUACUGGGGAAUCUCACUAUCAUUUUGGUGUUUCAGCUGGAUAAGAAUCUUCAAAAGCCAAUGUACUUUUUCUUGGCAAAUUUGUCUUUCUUGGAUAUUUGUUAUACCUCAACCACCAUGCCAAAAAUGUUACAAAUACUCCUAGUGGAGAGGAAAACAAUCUCAUUUGUUGGCUGUGUAACUCAGCUAUAUUUGUUUUUUGCAUUUGUUGGCACAGAGUGUAUUCUACUUGGUAUUAUGUCCUAUGACCGAUUUGUAGCUAUAUGUAAUCCUCUCCAAUAUUUUGUCAUAAUGAACCAAAAACUUACCAGUCUUUUGGCAGGUGCCUCUUGGCUCUGUGGUCUUCUGAAUUCUAUAAUACAUACUUUUUUUACUUUUCGGUUACAUUUUUGCACCUCAAAUCAGAUAAAUAACUUUUUUUGUGACAUACCCCCUCUCUUAUCUCUGGCUUGUGAUGAUACAUUUCUAAAUAAACUCUUGUUACAAACUAUUGGGAUUUUCAUAGCUUGGACACCUUUUGUGUGUAUUAUAGUGACUUACUUAUAUAUUAUUGUGACUAUAAUGAAAAUUAGAUCAACUCAAGGAAGACAAAAGGCUUUUUCUACCUGCCUCUCUCAUGUAAUAGUGGUUAUUUUAUACUAUGGCACAUCUAUUUUUAAUUAUGUUAGACCAGUGUCUACACAUUUUUUGGAUAAGGAUAAAAUAAUCUCAGUCUUGUAUAGUGUUGUGACCCCAAUGUUAAACCCAAUUAUAUACACUUUGAAAAAUCAAGAUGUUAAAAAAGCUAUUAAAAAAAUAUAUUUAUAA
This is a messenger RNA of Pseudophryne corroboree (corroboree frog), 822 nucleotides long. Its product is annotated as olfactory receptor 5V1-like. Gene Ontology annotation, cellular component: membrane. NCBI's taxonomy places the organism in Eukaryota, Metazoa, Chordata, Amphibia, Anura, Myobatrachidae. The record is from RefSeq and is a predicted model, not a curated record. Gene Ontology annotation, molecular function: odorant binding; olfactory receptor activity; G protein-coupled receptor activity. The coding region runs from base 1 to 822 and encodes 273 amino acids. Gene Ontology annotation, biological process: G protein-coupled receptor signaling pathway. The transcript is spliced from 2 exons.